AUUCACAAUUUACAAAUACUAAUAAUCUUUCUACGUGUUAGAUUCUAAGUGGCUUCCUGUUAUUUCUUGCGCAUUUCUCUUGUUCAUCAUCAUUCAUUACCCUCCUACAGUUCACCCUCUCAACUUUUUCAAUUUUUUGUCAUCUUUCUCUGUUCCUUUAUAUGAUCAGGAAUUUAAUACCUAAUUUUCUUCACUGAUCUAUUCUUGGUGAUUAUUGAGUCCAUUAUUGAAUUUCUGAUUCACCCAAUUCAUAAAGAUGGGCUCUUUUGAUGAUAGUGCUUGGGAUUUACCCCUUAAUUAUUUCAAUGAUGAUGACGCUUCCCCUAAUUUCUCUUGGGUUCAUCCCAGCAUCGAGAUUGACUUUUCUCAGACAAGUAAUAUGAUGCAAGAACAAGAUUCUGAGGGAAAUCUUCCCAGGAAAAGUUCUUGUUUUGAAAUUGACUUUUCACAAACAAGUAGUGUGCUACAAGAACAAGAAUGUGAUAUGGAAUUUCCCAAGAAAAGGGGACGUACAACUGUCUGCAGCAACCCAAAGAGUAAGGCAUGCCGUGAAAGGGAGAGACGCGAGAAGUUGAAUGACAGCUUUUUGAACUUGAGCUCUGUGUUGGAACCUGAAAGAGCUGCCAAAACCGACAAACUGGCUAUAUUAUCUGAUGCUAUUAGAGUUGUGAAGCAGCUUAGGAAUGAAGCCGCGGAGUAUAAAGAGGAGAAUAAAAAGUUACAACAGGAGAUUGAAAGCUUAAAGGCUGAAAAGAAUGAACUUCGGGAUGAGAAAUCAACAUUGAAGGCAGAAAAAGAAAAAAUGGAGCAGCAAAUGAAGGCAAUGGCUAUUUCGGGUGCUGGAAUGAUUCCUCCUUAUCCAGCAGCCUACCAAGCUGGACCAAAUAAGAUGGCUGUGUAUCCUAGUUAUGGUAUGUUUCCUAUGUGGCAUUAUCUACCACCCUCUACUCGUGAUACUUCUCGUGAUCACGAACUCAGGCCUCCCGCUGCUUAAGAAGACGUGCAACUUUUAUUCUCAGCAGGAAUUCUUAAGUUUUGUUAUUCCUUAUAGUUUUAUGUAUAUAAUGUUGCUGAACUGAUAUCUUCCUGUUUUAGACUUGAUUAGCCAGAGACCGUGGCCUAAAUGCCAUAGAAUGUUGCUAGAUUAUGUAAGUACACAAAUGAAGACUCUUGUUUUUUGUUUGCUCACU
Molecule: messenger RNA, 1190 nt
Organism: Amaranthus tricolor (Joseph's coat)
Lineage: Eukaryota; Viridiplantae; Streptophyta; Magnoliopsida; Caryophyllales; Amaranthaceae
Product: transcription factor bHLH104-like
Exons: 6
Coding region: 257-994 (245 amino acids)
Biological process (GO): intracellular iron ion homeostasis; regulation of DNA-templated transcription
Molecular function (GO): protein dimerization activity; DNA-binding transcription factor activity
Source: RefSeq, a predicted model, not a curated record